This is a messenger RNA of Trichogramma pretiosum, 6176 nucleotides long. RefSeq names its product collagen alpha-5(IV) chain-like. Gene Ontology annotation, cellular component: basement membrane; collagen trimer. Gene Ontology annotation, molecular function: extracellular matrix structural constituent. Lineage: Eukaryota; Metazoa; Arthropoda; Insecta; Hymenoptera; Trichogrammatidae. Bases 242 to 5788 code for a protein of 1848 amino acids. The record is from RefSeq and is a predicted model, not a curated record. The transcript is spliced from 25 exons.
CCGCCGCCGCGGCCGUCGUAAAGCAAGAUAAAGGUACUGCUCUGCGACAACGCACACAUACGCUACCAACACUGUCGCACGAGGCGGGGAGCACGUGUGAAUGGCGGGUGUGGUUGAGCGAACGGCAUCUAGUGCAAUCGGGCUCAGACCGAGAAAGCUCGCUCUCGCGCGAGCAGCAGCGGCAGCAUCCUAACGCCUAAGCGUCGUGUGUUUUCUGCAUGUAUAACACGACGACACUAGAAUGCGUUACUAUUCGAUCGUAACUUUUUGCUCUCUGCUCUUACUUGCCACUGUUUUUCUUCGCUCGCCGGUGCACGCAAUCAACUGUCAAAAUUACAAAUGCAACUGCACGGGUAUCAAAGGCAAUCUAGGCCAUGCGGGGAUUCCAGGAAUUCAUGGACCUCAAGGAGAGCCAGGCGACACAGGCCCUGAUGGACCGGAAGGUUCCAAGGGCGAAAAAGGUCAAUAUGGAGAAUUGGGACUCAUGGGAGAAAAAGGUCUUAGAGGCGAACAAGGGUUUCAAGGGUUUGUUGGGCGACCUGGUGAAUCUGGAAGAGCAGGACUCACGGGACCACCUGGACCGGAUGGACUUGACGGUUGUAACGGCACAGAUGGUCGUCCCGGUAUACCAGGUUACCCAGGUCUUCAUGGUCAACGCGGCCUUUUUGGUCCUCCGGGAUUGAAGGGGCCUCCAGGAGAUGCCGGAGAUGGUGGCGUUAAUACCGUAGGAGUCAAGGGUAUUCGAGGUGAACCUGGUCUUGAUGGUCGACCGGGUGUUCAAGGCUCUCUCGGACCUCGAGGCGAUCUAGGCUAUUCUGGACCUUCCGGUGAUGUUGGUCCAACAGGAUUCCAGGGUUUACCUGGCAUGCAAGGUGACCGUGGUGAUGAUAUAGUCGGAUGGAAAGGUGAAUCUGGCGAGCAAGGAGAUCGCGGCGAAAAAGGUUUACCCGCUACUGGUAGAAGUAAACAAAAUGAUCUUACCGUGCGAGUUGGUCCACCGGGUGCAAAGGGAUAUAAAGGCGACAUGGGUGAACGAGGCUUGAAGGGAGAAAUUGGAGAUAAAGGUCCUACCGGCUAUCCUGGUCGAGACGGUUUGAAAGGAUUAAAAGGUGAGCAAGGUGACGAUGGUCUUAGAGGAGUCCAAGGCUUAACCGGAGUCGCUGGUCCAGCGGGAGAUAAAGGCGAAAUAGGAGAUGAAGGUUUUUCUGCUGGCAUAGGUCCUGUGGGACCAAAAGGUGUGAUGGGUGAUGCAGGGCAGCAAGGUCCACCUGGUCGACAAGGUGCUCCUGGAGAACCAGGAGAAUAUAUUCCAGAAUUAGACGAAAUAAUCGUAGGAAGUAUUGGCAUUCAAGGCGACGUUGGCUUGCCCGGAGACCCUGGACCAUCUGGAACGCCAGGGGAAGCAGGAAGAGUUGGUUAUGUUGGACCACCUGGGUUUCCUGGUCCACAAGGACCUUCAGGUAGACCCGGACCAAAAGGAACUUCGAUUAAAGGAGAAAGAGGAGAUGAUGGAACCCCUGGACCAAUGGGAUAUCAAGGGCCAAUAGGUUAUCCAGGACCAAUAGGACCAACAGGAGAAAAAGGAUUUCCUGGUAUCACAAUAACUGGACCUCCAGGAUUAGAUGGAUAUCCCGGCAUGGAUGGAAUAGAUGGAUUAUUGGGAGACCGUGGCGAGCCAGGCGAUGCAGGUCCAAAAGGAUUUCCAGGAGUAGGUACGCCAAUUGAAGGUCCAACAGGUGAAGCAGGAUUGCCAGGUUUACCUGGUGUACCGGGUACUCCAGGCCGAAGAGGUGCAGAUGGAGCUAAAGGCUUUAAAGGACCUAAGGGUGACGAUUGCGGAAUAUGUACUUCUGGUGCUCCUGGUGCAAAAGGAGAUUCCGGCUCACCAGGCUUCGAUGGUUAUCCUGGAGCGCCGGGAUUCGCCGGUCUUCCAGGUCCACGUGGUUACAAAGGUGAAAUGGGACAGAUGGGCAUGGUCGGAGCUCCUGGAAUUCCUGGAGAGAAUGGAAUACCUGGAAUGGUUGGCGUACAAGGACCAAAAGGAAUGUCAGGCAGAAUAGUUUUGCCUGGCUCCAUUCAUACUAUGUCCCCUCCUGGAGAUUUUGGUGACAAAGGUUAUCCAGGUCCGCCAGGUCCUCCUGGUUUCAGAGGCCCACCUGGACCGGUGGGAGAUUAUGGAUUUGAUGGACCUAAAGGAAAUAAGGGAGACUAUGGAGUACCUGGAAUACCGGGUCGCGAUGGACAACCCGGUUGGGAUGGUUAUCCUGGUAUCAAAGGAGACGCUGCCAUAGGUAGUAAAUAUGAACUCAAAGGAGAUCAAGGCUUCAAUGGCUUUCCUGGACAAAAAGGAGAAAGAGGCAAUCCUGGUCAAAAAGGUUGGCGAGGAGACUCUUCUCAACAUAAUUUACUACCUUUCAAAGGAGAUCGUGGUCCUAAAGGAUAUGCUGGUGAAAAUGGGCUUGAUGGAUUAAAGGGUAUAAGAGGUGACACCGGUAGACAAGGCUUACCAGGAAAAGUUGGUGAGCAAGGUCCAGCAGGAUUAUCGGCUCAAGGCCCCGAAGGUCUAAAAGGUUAUCCAGGAAUACCUGGAGAUGAGGGCUUCCGGGGUAAUCCAGGAACUCCAGGAAUUCAAGGACCUGAAGGGUAUCCAGGUCUAGCAGGAAUAAAAGGAGAUCGGGGUGAAAUGGGAAAUAUCUAUAAUUACGGUGAUAUCGGAGAAAUGGGACCAAAAGGAGAUACAGGCGAUAUAGGACUUGCUGGAGUACCAGGUUUCCGUGGUCUACCUGGCCCCGAAGGUUUCAAAGGUCGCAAAGGAGAUAAAGGAGAGAGAGGCUAUUAUGGCUUCGAUGGUACUCCUGGUGCAAAAGGCCCUCGGGGAGACAGUAUUCAAGGUCAUAGAGGAGAACCAGGAAUGCCAGGACAACCUGGAAGACCAGGAAUGAUCGGUGACGUUGGAUUGAAAGGUACCAAUGGUCUACCGGGUUUCGAUGGAUUAAAGGGAAUACGAGGAGAUAUUGGCCUACCAGGAAAUCGAGGACCAGAAGGAGAUGUAGGUCCUGUAGGAUUUGUAGGAAUGGAUGGUCACAUGGGCUUCAUUGGAAUUCCUGGAGAAGAUGGAGAUGCCGGUGAAGCUGGAGAUGAUGGUGUUCAAGGUUUACCUGGAUUAGAUGGAGAAUCUGGUCUUUUGGGAAUAAAAGGUGAAAGGGGUGAAAGAGGUUUUGCUGGCCUUCAAGGACCACCCGGUCCGACAGGUUGGCAUGGAUUAAAAGGAAAUAGAGGACCUCCUGGGUUCAAAGGAGAACGAGGCGAAAAUUCAUUUAGUGGACCUCAAGGAGAUUUGGGAGAACCUGGUUAUCAAGGCGAACAAGGACCGCCUGGAUUACCUGGAGUUGACGGACGACCUGGUAUGAUUGGAAACCCUGGUUUAUCUAUAAAUGGCGCUAUCGGCAUUAAGGGUGAAGUAGGGCAACCUGGAUAUGAUGGUUACAAUUAUACAAUUGGAGAAAAAGGCGAUCAAGGUGAUAUGGGACCGCCCGGAUUCGAUGGUGAAAAAGGAGAAGAAGGUCAAAAAGGUUAUGUAGGGCUUGCUGGUGCUCCAGGACGAUCAGGUUUCAAAGGCAGCCGAGGUUCAAUUGGACCACCAGGAAUUGAUGGCGAAAAAGGAAAAUGUGGUCUUGAAGGUGAUCCAGGAUUGAUUGGGCAUCCAGGAAUGCCUGGUGAUAUUGGACCGCCUGGGUUACGAGGUCGUCGUGGUCCACAAGGACCAAAAGGACCGCAAGGUGACACUGGUUUUACUGGUUAUGCUAAUGCAACGCGGGGUGAUGCUGGUACCCCAGGACUGAGUGGUUUACCAGGAAAAAAAGGGGUCAGAGGAGAUUCUGGCUUUUAUGGACCUCCUGGACUAAAGGGUGAACGGGGAGACUUGGGAUUAAGAGGUCCUAAUGGAACCAUGGGAACGAUGGGCUUACCAGGUAUGCCCGGUGACAUAGGUCCUGUUGGACCACCUGGUCCACCAGGAGAGUUGGCUGAAACAGGUGACGAUGGAGAACCUGGCAUUCAUGGAUUAGAUGGAAUACCAGGCCGCCCUGGAUUAAAAGGGUUAUCCGGAGAUUACGGAUUAGAUGGUCCAGAUGGUAUUCAGGGUGAACCAGGAUAUAGCUAUCCUGGUCCAAAAGGAAUGCGAGGAGAUGAAGGAUUACCUGGAUAUUAUGGUUAUCCUGGUCAGCCUGGUUUAGAAGGAAAACCAGGUAUUACGGGACCAAGGGGACCAAAAGGUCAUCAGGGAGAGCCAGGUUAUUCAGCAACUGCACAGAAAGGUGAAAUGGGUGACUACGGAUUACCUGGUUUAGAUGGCAGACCUGGUUUGAAAGGCCCACGUGGACAAGAUGGUACACCGGGAUUAAUGGGAUUAUAUGGUUUGAAGGGAGAGCAUGGUGAUUUCGGAGCACCUGGAUUGCCAGGUUUACCAGGUGCACCAGGUCGACAGGGUCAAAAAGGUGAAAGAGGAACAUACUUCGAACAAAGAGUUGAAAAAGGAAAUAUGGGUGAACCUGGAUUAAAGGGUUAUCCAGGUCUCCGAGGAAUGCCAGGAUUGAUUGGCGAACCAGGAGAAGAUGGAUUCCCUGGAAGAUUUGGUGAGCCUGGAAUCCCGGGUCGCCCUGGUCCACCCGGUAAAGUUGGACCAGAUGGUCCAGAUGGAUUAGAGGGACCAAUGGGAAUGACUGGAUUCCAAGGAAAACCCGGUGAACCUGGUCAACCUGGACUUCCAGCCAUUUCUAGACCUCGACCUCAAAAUCGAGGCUUCUACUUCGCAAGACAUUCACAAAGUACAAUGAUACCUCAGUGUCCUAAAAAUACAAUAAAGAUGUGGGAUGGAUUUUCGCUGUUGCAUAUUACAGGAAAUGCCUAUGCUCAUUCACAAGAUCUUGGUGUACCCGGAAGCUGCAUGCGUAAAUUCUCGGUAAUGCCGUUCAUAUUCUGCAAUCUCAACAACGUGUGCGACUACGCGAAUCGCAACGACUACAGUUACUGGCUCAGCUCGAACGAGCAGAUGCCGAUGUCGAUGACACCGAUUCCAGCUCGCGAAGCCGGUCCCUACAUAUCUCGCUGCGUCGUCUGCGAGGCACCCACGCGGCUGAUUGUCACCCACAGUCAGAGCAUGAGCAUACCAAAGUGCCCGGGCGGCUGGGAGGAGCUCUGGGCUGGAUACAGUUUUCUCAUGCAUCGCGACGCGGGUUCGGUAGGCGGAGGCCAAUCGCUGUCGUCCGCGGGCUCCUGCCUCGAGGAGUUCCGAGCUCGUCCGUUCAUCGAGUGUCGCGGCCAGGGCUCGUGCAACUUCUUCUCCACGGCCAUAUCUUACUGGCUGUCGACGAUCCACGACAACGAGAUGUUCCGCAAACCCCAGCAGCAGACCCUCAAGAUGGAUCACACUCUGCGCGUGUCGCGCUGCACCGUCUGCCUGCGACGGCACAUACCCAACGAGAGGGACAGGGGCGGUAUUGGGGGCUCUCGCUGGCCUCCGAAGGGAGGCGCUUUCAGGCACGACGGAGCACCGCAGCAGCCCACGGUGAGUCUGCAUCCGGACAACGUCAACAACGAGAUCGGCCAGUACGAGCAGCAACAGCGAGGCUACGAGAACAGCAACGACUGGCGCUCGCUCUAUCAUCCGGGCGAGAACAAUUAUCAGUCGUAUCGCAGAAAUCCAAAUACGAGGACGCGCAAUCCUCCAUAUAGACAAUAUAAACCUCAAUCCGAUUAUCAAAAUUCUCGGCUGCAACAGAAGCCCUGAUCGAUAACGUAACACGAUUGAUAAGGAAAAAAAUAAAUCACUAGAAGUAAUAUUACGUAUGUCAUUAGAUUAAGGCGAAUAAACAAAAUCCCAUUCAAAUUUUAUGUUUCACGACAUUUUGUAGUGCGAUAUAGCAGGCUAUAUUUUUGGAAUAUUGUACUUUUCUCAUCGUUUUGCAUGAUUACCAAAAAUAAUGAGAGUUGAUUUUAAAACCGUUUAAAGCGUAAGCUGGCCAUAAAUGAAAUUUUAUGUUAAACAAUAGUCACAGAAGUUUUUCAGUUACCACAAAGAAAUAUAAGAGUCUUAUAUGAACUUUUUGAAUGCUCAUGUUAUAGCUAAUGUACGUUAUAAAUAUCCUAUAAAAUUAAUAAACAUUUUUUUUAACUUU